AUGGUUAAUUUAUUGUUAUUGACAAAUUUAGUACUAAUUAGACCUACUGUGAGUAAUGAAAGUACUGAGAAUUUACCACAAACAGAAGAACAAAGAGAUGGACUUUUUUAUCAACAGCAAUUAAAUAGUUUUCCAAAUCAAGGAAUGAUGUCGACGAUGUCAAUGCAAAAUCCUUCUUUAGUUAAUUUUGAUUUUAACUGCAAAUGUGUUGCAAAAGUUAAUUCAGCAAUUAAUUCACCGGCCCCUAUAGAUGCUAAUGCACAAGCACAACAACAAAUACAACAAUUACAAGAACAACUUAAACGUUUACAAGAAACAGUUAGAAAAACACAACAAGGAUCAACACCAUUUGAAACUUUUGCUAAUACAUUAUCUCUAGCUGAAGGUUUAGAUUGUUCAUGUAGUGGUACACAAAAUAGUGGUAAUAGUAUAAUUAACCAAAUGGGAGUUUCAACAUUUGGUGGUAAUACACCUAAUCAAUAUAUAAAUCCAGGUCAGUUAAAUCAACUACAAGGAAUAGUUCAACAACAAUUACAAGGUGGUAUUUCAAGAGCUAAUCAACUUCCAAUCGCAACAAGAUAUUCACCUGUUACAGAUUAUGCAUAUCGUACUGGAGCUUUUUAUCCAUGA
This is a messenger RNA of Strongyloides ratti, 630 nucleotides long. RefSeq lists its product as hypothetical. The transcript is spliced from 4 exons. Lineage: Eukaryota; Metazoa; Nematoda; Chromadorea; Rhabditida; Strongyloididae. The coding region runs from base 1 to 630 and encodes 209 amino acids. The record is from RefSeq and is a predicted model, not a curated record.